Eucalyptus grandis is the source of this 1662-nucleotide messenger RNA. Its product is annotated as polygalacturonase At1g48100-like. The record is from RefSeq and is a predicted model, not a curated record. The coding region runs from base 32 to 1537 and encodes 501 amino acids. The transcript is spliced from 7 exons. NCBI's taxonomy places the organism in Eukaryota, Viridiplantae, Streptophyta, Magnoliopsida, Myrtales, Myrtaceae. Gene Ontology annotation, molecular function: polygalacturonase activity. Gene Ontology annotation, biological process: carbohydrate metabolic process.
CUUCAUCUCGUUUGUUCAUCACUUCACAAAAAUGACAAGUAUUGACCUAAAGAACCAUGCAUCUCUCGUUCUAGUUGCCAUUCUUAUAUUAAGUGGGGACUUUGGUGCUUGCCAUGCUAGAAAAAGCCAGUCUUGGAGGCAAAGCAGAAUUCACCUGUCCAGUAUAAUGGAUAAAGGCCACAGUAGCCGCCAUAAGCGCAUUACUCCACCAGCACCUGCACCUGCACUUAAGCCUAAGCCACCAGCGCCUACGCCCAUGCCUAUUCCUGCACCACCAGCCCCAGCACAAACUCAUGAGAACUCUACGACGUUCAACGUACAAGAUUAUGGUGCCAAAGGUGAUGGACACACAGAUGAUAUGCAGGCAUUCCUCGCAGCAUGGGCAGCCGCUUGUAAAGUUGAAUCAUCGACAAUACUUGUCCCAUCCGGAUCAGUUUUUCUCCUCAGCCCAAUUUCUUUUGCAGGGCCAAAUUGUAAACCUAAAAUUACAUUUCAGUUAGAUGGCAAGAUAAUUGCACCCACAAGUGCCAAAGCUUGGGGAUCAGGUCUCUUACAAUGGAUCGAAUUCACUAAGCUUACCGAGAUAAUUAUCAAAGGGGAAGGCAUCAUUGAUGGACAAGGAGCGGUUUGGUGGAACAAUUCAUCAGUCUAUGCUGGGACAGACUCCAUAGGCCAAAACAGAACCAAUGAAUUGAAUAAAAUGAUUAGUGCGGAACUGAGUAAAAUGCCAACGACCAAGCCAACGGCACUCAGGUUCUAUGGCAGCAGUGAUGUGACAGUUACAGGCAUUACUAUACAAAAUAGCCCUCAGAUGCACCUCAAGUUUGAUUCUUGUACAAACGUUCAGGUUUUUUAUAUUAGCAUCUCAUCUCCUGGUGACAGCCCCAACACAGAUGGCAUCCACCUCCACAAUUCCCAGAAUGUGCUUAUUCACAGCUGCAACCUCGCUUGCGGUGAUGAUUGUGUUUCCAUACAAACUGGAUGCUCAAACAUAUAUAUCCAUGAUAUAAAUUGUGGACCAGGACAUGGCAUCAGCAUUGGAGGGCUAGGGAAGGACAACACGAGAGCUUGUGUCUCAAAUGUGACUGUGCGUAACACCGUAAUGCGUAACACCAUGACUGGUGUGAGAAUAAAGACAUGGCAGGGUGGCUCAGGUUCAGCAAAUAAUAUCAUGUUCUCAGACAUCCAAGUUUCCGAGGUUGAAACUCCAAUCGUGAUAGACCAAUACUAUUGCGAUAAAGAAAUAUGCAAGAAUCAAACAUCAGCUGUGGCAGUUUCAGGCAUUAAUUACGCCAACAUAAAAGGAACUUACACAGUACAACCGGUAUACUUUGCAUGCAGCGACAGCUCGCCUUGCACAGGGAUAUCUCUCGCGACCAUACAGCUAAAGCCACACCAAACAAGCCACCAUUUGUAUGGCCCUUUCUGCUGGGAGACAUAUGGAGAGUUGAAAACCUCCACGAUGCCUCUGAUUGACUGCCUGCAGAAAGGCAACCCAUCGAAUGCCCCUUCAAAGAUUGUUUUGUGCCAGGCUUAGCACAGGUAACACGCGAAAAUGCCCAUAAGGUUCCUGCAAUUCUUUAGCUGGGCUCAAUAGGUUAAGUGAAUAGCAUAGUCACUGUACAACAAUAUUAUACAUGCAAAUCAGCAUUUUUCACACAA